AAGGAGGUAUAUAUUUGGUUAUCUCCCCUCUGAUUUUCAUGUCAGUCUGUCUUCAGAUGAGUCACUUUUUUGAUGUCCAUAUCCCUCUGACCCUGAACCCUCCUGUAUGCCACACCAUAACUUCUCCUGACCAAUCCAGACUCUGACAGCAACACACAGCAGAGCCUGUCUGACGGUGAGGAGCAGCUGGACCGCCUCCAGCAGGCGGAGCUCACUCGAAACACAUGCAUGUCACUGUGGAGAGCCGGUGCAGUGCAGGCCUGGCUGGAAGUUGUCAUGGGGAUGCCCAUGUACAUGCGAGCCUGCUCUGAAAACGUCAAAAGCGGCAAGGUGCUGCUUGGUUUGACAGACGAGGACUUGGAGCUGGGUCUGGGUAUCAGUAACCCCAUUCAUCGCCGGAAAGUACGACUGGCUAUUGAGGAUUACAGGAGGGCGGAAGGAGACCAAGGACUUUCAAAAGCCACAGAGAUGGACCAUUACUGGGUUUCAACAUCCUGGCUGAGUGACGUGGGUUUGCCGCAGUACUCUCAGAGCUUCCAGACUCAUUUAGUAGACGGACGAGUCCUGAACUCUCUGAGCCGCAGAGACCUGGAGAGACACCUCAACAUCAGUGACCAGAGCCACCAAACUAGUUUACUCCUGGCAAUCCAGCUGCUGCAGAUGCUAAGCUUUGAUAAAGAGGCCCUGCAGGCAAGGCGACUAAAAUGUGAGAACCAAGACCGGGACCCCAUUGUUUGGACAUGUCACAGAGUAAUGAAGUGGAUCAGAGACAUAGAUCUGAAGGAGUUUGCAGAGAAUCUUGAGGGCAGAGGGAUUCAUGGAGCUGUGUUGGCUCUGGACCCAGCCUUUGACACGGACGCCAUGGCAAAAGCUCUGGGGAUCCCCAGCAACAAGCACAUGCUGCACCGACACCUGUAUGAAGAGAUGAAAUCACUCGCCGUCUCUAACAGUGGAGAGCAUGAUGGUGAGGUCAACUGCUCCUCUUCACCUGUGGCUGUGAAUCGCUUUACUGAGGAAAGACUGUCAAUGAGAGUAUCAGGCAAGAGUCCUCUGCGGAUUCGUGCAAACAGCCACUCUGCAGAGCGAGGUCUGGGCUUCCAUGGCAGCUGCGGCUCUCUGCCCAGAGAGGCCAGGGUUCAGGCCAUUCCCCGGGCCAAAGGCAGCCCUGUGCACACCUACAAGAGUGUUGAAAUCACCAACGUCUGAAACAGCCUCUGCCCUCACUCCAGUGAUGCUAUUGUUUACAGUGUUAUUAUAUUAUUGCUGAUAACUACUGAGGAAGUUGUGCUAAGAAGGUGUACCAGUAAAUUUUACAAUUCAAAUGUAUUGAUAACCAGCCAAUAUGUGUAGACUCAAAACAGAGACCAGCUGGAGCAAGAGGAUGUACUAUAGACAGUGUUAGUGUAGCUCUCGGUCAACUAUAUUUCAAAUAGUUUUAUAUUAUCAACUAUAGAACACUUAAGAAUAACUCACAAAUAUAGCUGAGCACAGAGUUGUUUCCUUUUGAUGCCUUACAUGGAAUAUCUCUCACUGCGCUGUUGUUUUUACUGAGCUACAUUUAUUUUUUUUUACGAUUUUUUAACAUUAAAAUAAACUUAAUUAUUUCUGCAUAAGGUGAAAAAAAAGAAUAUUUAUGCUUGUUGUGUAGUAAAAAAUUGUAUUAUGACAUAUUUAAUUUUGCAGAAUACAAAUAUGCAUCUGCUGAUAAUCCUCUGAGGAGACCUGAACCUGAAUUCAGCAGCUCUGCAUUUGAGAAAUGCAAGUUUGUAAUCACAAUUACUAAUACCACUGAAAAAGAUAACAGAACUUUGCUUAAAAUAAGAACAAAAAUGUUAAAUUUGGACAUGCAUGGGAGCUAAAUAUUUCACAACAAUAGCAGAGUGUGAGCUUUUAUCACACUUUGCAUUCCAGCACUCAAACAAUCUUUAACAUAGAUUCUCGACUGACAGCUGUUCAAAUUUUCUCUUCUAUUACUGUUAUGUAAUCUAUAUGUUAAAAGUUGUUUGUUUUUUUAUUGUAAAUAUUGAUAGAAUUUUAUUAACAGAAAUCCUCUUCUCAUCAUGUAUAAAUCAAACAUUCAGCUGAAUGUUGGUUUCAAAAAUGAUACUUUGUUAAAUGUAAGCUCACAGCGUUCCCAAGAUGAGUAUAUUGUAAAAAAAGAGACAGGACUUUUAUUAUGACUUCAAUGGAGAGGAUGUAAUAAUGUACUUUGUACAGUUUGAUGUUUUGUAACACAAAGUUGUUGAAAGUUAUCUGAGCAUGAAAACACACAUUUGAAGUGUCAAAAGGCCACACUUUGACACUUUGUGCAGUUGAAAGCCUGAGGUUAAUCCAAAUACUAGAAAACCGGUUUGUCCACCACAUUUCUGGGCGUUUUCUCUGUGCAGUCACCAAAGGCAAGGUUUGCAAGGUUGUUUCAGCGGGAAGAUUAGACCAGUUCAAACCUGUAUGGAAACAGAAGGGACGAACUCAAACAGUGUUUCUGUUAAUGUCACAUUAUCUGUCUCUCUCCCCCUCUCCUUGCUCAACUGUCACAGCUUUUCGUGUAUUCAAACAUUAAAGGUGAAAAUUUUGUCAACUUCUGUUAAA
Molecule: messenger RNA, 2589 nt
Organism: Notolabrus celidotus (New Zealand spotty)
Lineage: Eukaryota; Metazoa; Chordata; Actinopteri; Labriformes; Labridae
Product: kazrin-A-like
Exons: 7
Coding region: 229-1206 (325 amino acids)
Molecular function (GO): protein binding
Source: RefSeq, a predicted model, not a curated record